Bipolaris oryzae ATCC 44560 is the source of this 663-nucleotide messenger RNA. RefSeq lists its product as uncharacterized. The coding region runs from base 1 to 663 and encodes 220 amino acids. Lineage: Eukaryota; Fungi; Ascomycota; Dothideomycetes; Pleosporales; Pleosporaceae. The transcript has 2 exons. The record is from RefSeq and is a predicted model, not a curated record.
AUGGUGCUGUCGUGGUGUUGGUUGCGUUUUGUGGAUGUGGAGGUGGUGACGUCGAUUAAGAAAGUCACAUACACUUUUACCUUUACUGCGAGCGCCGCGAUCAAACCGGACUGCAACGCCAAAACACACAUACGAACCAUCCAACAAAAACCGGGUCCACCACAACAACAUACAUCACGCAUGUCGUUCUUCCCAAUCAUACCUUCAGUAUCGCUCUACAGCUCCAUCCUCGCUCCCUCACCAGCACACCAUCACUACCACGAGCAAAUCGCCGCCCACCACGCCACCCACAUGGACCACCACGCCCUCACAUCCUUCCUCUCCCACCUCCUCGCCCCAGUCUCACACAACCAAUGCACAUCCUCAGCGCCCUGCUCAACACCCCCACCGCUCAGCGAGUCUUGCCCACCGCAAAAGACAUGUAAAGAACCCCACAUAAUCCGCCUCGCCGAAGAAGAAGAACUCGCGCGCCUCCAACACGGCGAGCAAGACGGCACGCCAUUGUGCCGCGAAGGCGACAUCGAAGUGUGGCAUCAGCAACCGCAUCCGCAUCCGCAUCAGAACGAGGGAAGGAGGGAUUCGAUGGAGGCGGCGAAGAAGAGUCGGAGGGGGAGUUUGGAGUGGUUGGCGGGUGCUAUUAGGGAGAGGAGGGUCCACGUGUAG